CUGCCGAGAGAGCAGAUCAGUAGUCAGUGUUCUGAGUUCAUCUCGAGCGUAGUUCUGAUAAGUGACGGAAAUCGAAGUUUUCUCGUUAAUCUACUUUACGAUUGGAAGUACCCGGAAUACUAAGAGAUAAUCGAAAGAACAAGACAUCUGACGCGGAGUUCAGCGAUACCGAUUUCUUAGUUUUUCAAACGAACCCACACAAAUCGAAUUCAUCAAUCUUCGAAUCAAUUUAGUUAGUAAUUUCUCGUCGAUCAUGAGCCGCAGUGGCAUGGGAGGAUAGCACUCGCCAUUGGUUGUGCUUAGUAGUGAGAACGAAAGUGAUACAAGUUCCGCCGGGUGGUGCACAAAGACAAUAGUCAAGCUGAAGUUGGCCAGAUCUUUCAAACUGGAAAAGGUUCCGCGAGGUGCCAAAGUUAUGAGAAAAGCUACAGGCCUUCCGCUGCAUUUGACCCACUCGUACCGCAGACGCCGCAUCAAGUUUUGCGAUAGUUUUUUAAGUAGCCGUAGUAGUAGUAGUAGUGACGAUCAACGGGGAAGUCAGAACAUACGGCUGGAGCUUCGCCUGGAGAGUAUUAGGAGUCACAUUUGAAGUGAGGCCCGGGUCACUGUUACGCAGUAUUAUUUUUAAGCCAGUAUCCUCGAAAGUAACACGAUCUGGAAGAACCCACGAACUCGAACAGAUCGGCAACAGCAACCCAUCGAUCGAAAGCGACGGAAAAGCGGCUGCGUCUGCGAAACCAGCCAAGGUAAAUCUCCUCCGAACGGAGAAGUUCCUCCGAGCAAAGCAGCCUGUGAUUGCGCGGAAACCGGCACAGAAAUGGUGGCCGCCGGGAUCAGCAAUUUCCACUCCGAGCAGCGAAACGAUCCACUGGUCCGGGAGUUGCGACGAGUGCGGGAGCAGAACGCUCAACGCUACAAGGAAGACUACUCGCAUGUGUUUCGAAAUAAAACGCGAUGGGACUUUAUCCGCCUUUCGUUCGUCAUCAUGGGCAUCGAGUUUGUGUACUCGGCCGAAACGGCGUUCGUGUCGCCGAUUCUGCUCGGCAUAGGAGUCGAGCAUCAGCUGAUGACACUGGUUUGGGCCAUUUCGCCGAUGAUCGGAUUCUUCCUGGCGCCGAUUCUCGGAACGUACAGCGAUCGUUGCAAGGCGAAGAUGGGCCGCAGAAGGCCGAUCCUGUUGGGCCUGUCGAUCACGAUGGUGCUAGGCUGCAUAUUGGUGCCCUUCGGGGAGAACGUCGGCCGCUGGUUCGGUGAUUUGGGGGAGAUUUUCCCGGAGGUGCCCACCAACGUCAGCGAGGUUUUGAAUUCCAACUUGACCGCUUUCAUGCCAUAUGAUUUCUACCGGGUAGAAAAAGAGAUCAUUGAUCACGAGAUGGACUUCAAGUGGGCCAUCUUCUUCACCAUUUUGGGAACGUUGCUGUUGGACUUCAGUGCGGAUACUUCACAGACGCCGGCCCGUGCCUAUCUGUUGGACAUUUGCUUGCCAGAGGACCAUGGCCGCGCUUGCAGCACCUUCUCGAUCAUGGCCGGCAUCGGAGGCAGCCUGGGUUACGCACUCGGCGGUUUCAAUUGGGACAAUACCGCUUUCGGAGAUUUCCUCGGCGGAAGCAUCAAAACAGUGUUCACCUUGGUCGGGGUCAUCUUCAUCGUGGGUCUGGUCCUCACCGUUACCAGCUUCCGGGAGAUUCCUUUGCCACUGAUGGAAAAGGACGAACUGUUGCGACCGUUGACCGAAUCCACUAUCAAGAAGGAACGUGCCAAAUUGGACGACAAGAUCUUCUACAUUAAGGACGUGAGCCGGGCAUUCGCUCUACAGCUGCAAACCAUUGACGAAAAAGCACAUCCUCCAGCACCGCAGUUGAUCAAUAACGCACUGGUUGUAGAGGCUGAAAGAGGUCAACAAAUGGAGGCAUGCUGCUCAUCGGACUCCGAUUCUGAAGACGAAUCUGAAAAGGCAAUGAGCUUGAAAGACUUCUUGAAAAGUAUCUUCAUGAUGCCCAAAUCGAUUGCGAUCCUGUGCUUCACAAACCUGCUCUGCUGGAUGGGCCACCUGAGCUUCUGCUUGUACUUCACCGACUUUGUUGGCGAGGAAGUGUUCAAAGGCAAUCCGGCUGCUCCGUCGACAUCCGAGUCCUAUCAGCUGUACCUAGAAGGAGUUCGGUACGGUUGUUUUGGACUGGCAAUCUACUCGCUGGCUUGCUCGUUAUAUUCGUUUACAAUCGAAAAAUUGAUCAAAAUUCUACGAGCACGUAUUGUCUACUGCGGAGGACUGAUGAUCGACGCCAUUGGAAUGAUCAUGAUGGCUAUGUUCCCCAACAAGAUUACCGUGUUCGUAUUCAGUGCUUCCGGUGGAAUUGUCUACGCACUGCUGUUCACCAUGCCGUUCCUCUUGAUCGGCCAGUACCAUGCCAAGGGACAGUUCAAAGCGAACAAGUCUCUGGUAGCGGACAAACCGGAAAAGAAACGAGGCCUGGCGACCGACAUUGCCGUUGUCGGCGGAAUGAUUUUUCUCGCACAGAUCAUCGUUUCUUUGGGAAUUGGAUCGCUGAUCGAGGCGCUCGGAACGACGUCUGCGGUUAUCUACACGGCCGGAGUUUGUAGUUUCCUGGCAGCACUGGCCUCUACGCAGGUCGUCUAUAUGGAUUUGUAAUCACUCAUACAGUAGCCUAAUCGCAGAAGUCUAAUACUUAACUAAAAUGCAGACCUCCACUAAAAAAACACUAAUAUAUGUAAGUGCCAGUUAGACUAUUUUAUCGAAAAACGUAAAAAAAA
Molecule: messenger RNA, 2772 nt
Organism: Aedes aegypti (yellow fever mosquito)
Lineage: Eukaryota; Metazoa; Arthropoda; Insecta; Diptera; Culicidae
Product: proton-associated sugar transporter A
Exons: 6
Coding region: 818-2650 (610 amino acids)
Biological process (GO): transmembrane transport
Cellular component (GO): membrane
Molecular function (GO): sucrose:proton symporter activity
Source: RefSeq, a predicted model, not a curated record